AUGGACGCAUCAAUUGACGCUCUAGGCAAGGUACAGAAAGUCCACCAAGCCCAGUCGCGUUUCCUGAUUUGGUACCCUGACCUUACGGCUGUUGUGCUUGGACCCGCUAAGCCGCCUUCUCAUAGAUACCCAUCACAGAAUGAGAUCGAUGAACUUCUCGGUGACUUGAGAAGUGUGAGCGACUUUUUGUUUGACACGGAACAUCGGUUCUGCUCUGGCCAGGAGAACGAGUGGAAUAUGCUAAAGCCAUUGGAGGAGGUGACAGCUAGCUUAGAGAGACAGCUGGAUUGUAUUCAGUUGGCAAUCAACAAGCUUAAUUCUUACCGUGGACCUAAAGAUAUCUACGGCAUGUAUCAUGGUGUUCUCGUGGCGCCGAGCUGGCCAAAGCUGACAAAGAGGAUGGCACCGAAAGACCUCGUCCUUCGUACAGCCACGGGUGUAGUGAUGGGUGGCUGA
This is a messenger RNA of Fusarium oxysporum Fo47, 456 nucleotides long. RefSeq lists its product as uncharacterized. The record is from RefSeq and is a predicted model, not a curated record. The transcript has 2 exons. Bases 1 to 456 code for a protein of 151 amino acids. Lineage: Eukaryota; Fungi; Ascomycota; Sordariomycetes; Hypocreales; Nectriaceae.